UCAUACACAUUCUUCAUUCUUAUCUUAAUCACAUUAUCCUUUCUUAUAGCUGAAGCUAACCAUGGUGGUGAUCAGCGAAGAAACCGACCCUUAUGCAGUAGAAGAAACCGAAGAGGGAACAGAAACUGAAAUCGAAAGUGUGGACUAUGAGGAGCUGAAGAAACGCAUGUGGAAGGACAAGAUCCUUCUACAAAAAUUCAAGGAAAAGCAAGAGAAUAACACUGAACCUGAGCAACAAGCGAAACAAGAGGCGUCUAGGAGGAAAAAGAUGGCAAGAGCACAAGAUUCAGUACUCAAAUACAUGGCAAAAAUCAUGGAUGUUUGCAAAGCUAAAGGUUUCGUCUACGGAAUCAUCCCAGAAAAAGGUAAACCGGUAUCAGGCUCCUCGGAUAGUUUGCGCGAAUGGUGGAAAGAUCAAAUCCGUUUCGAUCAAAGCGCGCCUCUAGCGGUCGCGAAAUACUUACCGCUUCUUGGAAAAGACGAGCAACUUAAUACUAUGAUGGAUGAUCCAAACUCUUACAUACACCUCCUCCAAGAUUUACAAGAUGCAACGCUUGGUUCGCUUCUUUCGGCUUUAAUGCAACAUUGUGUGCCACCGCAGAGAAGGUUUCCUCUGGAUAGAGGAAUAUCUCCUCCGUGGUGGCCCACAGGAUCGGAGAUUUGGUGGGGCGAACAAGGCUUAUUGGCUCAAGAACAAGGUCCGCCGCCUUAUAAAAAGCCGCAUGAUCUUAAAAAAGCAUGGAAAGUUUCUGUUUUAGCUGGUGUUAUAAAGCAUAUUUCACCUGAUUUGGAGAAGCUAAGGAGAUUGGUUACUCAGUCUAAGACUUUGCAGGAUAAGAUGACAGCAAGAGAUAGUGCUACUUGGUGCAAGGUUAUGAACCAAGAGGAAGCUUUGCUUGGUGUGACUAAUAAGUGUUUUAAAAUGUCUAUUUCGGAGGAAGGUGAAAGUUCUAAUGGUAGUAGUAGUAGCAGUAGCAGAAGCGAGAAAAGGAAGUGUGUGUUCGAUGUUGGUGGCGAAGAUGGAGAGUUUCCACAGAAUAAGUUACCUUUGAGUUUUGCAAAUUUGCUUGAUUGUGAAGCAAGAAUUGAAAAUGUGGAUGAGUGGUUGAAAGUGGGAGAUAUUGAAGGUGGGAAAUUUGGAUGGGAGGUAGAACAUUGGUUGAAUGAUGUGGAUGAUGUUGAAUUGGAAGCUGCACUUGAAAUGUUGAAAGGUAAUCACAACAUGGAUUUUAUUCCUCAAAAUCCAGCACAUAAUUUGCAUGGCCAAGAGGAAGAAAACUCUCUUUGGGACUUUAGAUAUCAAUACCAUCCAGAAUAAUACUAAAUAAAAUGUUCACUUUCUAUUUUGGACUUUGAUUUGUUGUAAUGCUUUAGAUUUAUGGAUUUGGCAAUCCAUUUACCAUAUUUUUAGAUAUAUCUUAACUCUUACCAUAUUUGUUACUAAUAAUAAAUAAAUAAUAGGAGACACCAUACCACCCUUUGGAGUGUUUUCUUCUUAUUGAUUAUCUUAGUGGAAUGUAUUGUAGUGUUUUAUGAAACUCUUAAAUUUUGAUGUGAUACA
Molecule: messenger RNA, 1561 nt
Organism: Vicia villosa (hairy vetch)
Lineage: Eukaryota; Viridiplantae; Streptophyta; Magnoliopsida; Fabales; Fabaceae
Product: putative ETHYLENE INSENSITIVE 3-like 4 protein
Exons: 1
Coding region: 62-1318 (418 amino acids)
Cellular component (GO): nucleus
Molecular function (GO): DNA binding; DNA-binding transcription factor activity
Source: RefSeq, a predicted model, not a curated record